AUGGAGGACGCCCAUUGCAAAACAGUGGAUGAGGUUGUAAACUUCUUCAACGUCGAUCCUGAGAAAGGAUUGUCCGUCGAUCAAGUUCAGAGGAAUCAGGAGAAAUAUGGUCUCAACGAAUUGCCUGCCGAGGAGGGAAAAUCCAUAUGGCAGCUCGUCCUGGAGCAAUUCGACGACCUUCUAGUUAAGAUUCUUCUAUUAGCUGCUAUUAUUUCUUUUGUAUUAGCUUUAUUUGAAGAGCACGAGGAUGCGUUCACGGCCUUCGUCGAGCCCUUCGUCAUUUUGCUCAUCCUCAUCGCUAACGCCGUGGUCGGCGUAUGGCAGGAACGUAACGCCGAGUCAGCGAUCGAAGCGUUGAAAGAGUACGAGCCCGAGAUGGGCAAAGUGUUACGGAUGGACAAGUCCGGCGUGCAGAGAAUCCGCGCCAAGGAGAUCGUCCCCGGCGACAUCGUAGAGGUGUCCGUGGGUGACAAGAUCCCGGCUGAUAUCCGUCUGUCCAAGAUCUUCUCGACCACCCUCAGGAUCGAUCAGUCUAUCCUGACCGGUGAAUCGGUGUCCGUGAUCAAGCAUACAGACCCCGUGCCGGAUCCACGAGCUGUUAACCAAGAUAAAAAGAAUAUUCUGUUCUCCGGAACGAACGUGGCCGCUGGCAAGGCUCGCGGCGUGGUCAUCGGAACUGGAUUGAAUACCGCGAUAGGUAAGAUCCGUACGGAGAUGUCGGAGACCGAGGAGAUCAAGACUCCUCUGCAACAGAAGCUGGACGAGUUCGGUGAACAAUUGUCGAAAGUGAUAUCCGUGAUCUGCGUCGCCGUCUGGGCCAUCAACAUCGGACACUUCAACGAUCCUGCUCACGGUGGCUCUUGGAUCAAGGGAGCCAUUUACUACUUCAAGAUCGCCGUUGCUCUGGCCGUUGCCGCCAUCCCGGAAGGUCUGCCGGCUGUGAUCACCACUUGUCUGGCUCUGGGUACUCGUCGUAUGGCUAAGAAGAACGCCAUUGUUCGAUCGUUGCCGUCCGUAGAGACUCUCGGUUGCACGUCUGUCAUCUGCUCGGACAAGACUGGCACCUUGACCACCAAUCAAAUGUCUGUCAGCCGAAUGUUCUGCUUCGACAAGAUCGAGGGCAACGACAGCAGCUUCCACGAGUUCGAGAUCACCGGUUCUACCUAUGAACCAGUCGGCGAGAUCUUCUUGAGAGGAAAGAAGGUCCGCGGACAGGAUUACGAGACCCUGCACGAGCUCGGAACGAUUUGCAUUAUGUGCAACGACUCCGCGAUUGACUUCAAUGAAUUCAAGCAGGCGUUCGAGAAGGUCGGCGAAGCGACGGAGACCGCGUUGAUCGUACUCGCGGAGAAGAUCAAUCCGUUCGGUGUGUCGAAGAGUGGACUGGACCGACGUAACGGAGCGAUCGUAGUUAGGCAAGAUAUGGAGACCAAGUGGAAGAAGGAGUUCACGUUGGAGUUCUCCCGCGAUCGCAAGUCCAUGUCUUCUUACUGCACGCCUCUGAAGCCGACGAAACUUGGUACCGGACCGAAGCUGUUCGUCAAGGGAGCACCUGAAGGUGUCUUGGACAGGUGCACGCACGCUCGCGUUGGCUCCACCAAGGUUCCUCUUACUUCUACCUUGAAGAACCGCAUUUUGGAUCUGACUAGGCAAUACGGUACCGGCCGGGACACUCUGCGCUGCUUGGCCCUCGCCACUGCUGACCACCCGAUGAAACCCGACGAGAUGGACCUCGGCGACUCCUCCAAGUUCUAUACUUACGAAAAGGAUCUUACUUUCAUUGGUGUCGUUGGCAUGCUUGACCCGCCCCGAAAGGAAGUGUACGACUCGAUCGUGAGGUGUCGUGCCGCCGGUAUCCGAGUAAUCGUUAUCACCGGGGACAACAAAGCUACCGCUGAGGCUAUCUGCAGACGCAUCGGUGUCUUCGGUGAGAACGAAGAUACGACUGGGAAAUCGUACUCGGGACGCGAGUUCGACGACCUCCCGCAGAGCGAACAGAAGGCUGCCUGCGCCAGAGCUCGUCUCUUCUCCCGCGUGGAACCUGCUCACAAAUCGAAGAUCGUUGAAUACCUGCAAAGCAUGAACGAGAUCUCGGCCAUGACCGGUGACGGGGUGAACGACGCGCCUGCCUUGAAGAAAGCCGAGAUCGGGAUUGCUAUGGGAUCUGGAACCGCCGUCGCGAAAUCCGCGUCCGAGAUGGUACUGGCCGACGACAAUUUCUCUUCCAUCGUCGCAGCCGUUGAGGAAGGACGCGCUAUUUAUAACAACAUGAAACAGUUCAUUCGUUACCUGAUCUCUUCCAACAUCGGCGAAGUCGUCAGUAUAUUCUUGACUGCCGCCCUUGGUCUUCCCGAAGCCUUGAUCCCCGUGCAAUUGUUGUGGGUGAACCUGGUCACUGACGGUCUUCCAGCUACUGCUCUCGGUUUCAAUCCACCGGACUUGGACAUCAUGAACAAGCCGCCCCGUAAAGCCGACGAAUCUCUAAUUUCCGGUUGGUUGUUCUUCCGCUAUUUGGCUAUUGGCGGAUACGUAGGUGCUGCUACGGUCGGAUCGGCUGCGUGGUGGUUCCUCUACAGUCCCCAUGGACCUCAAAUGAACUACUACCAAUUGACUCAUCACUUGGCGUGCCUGGGCGGUGGCGAGGAGUUCAAGGGUGUCAACUGCAAGAUCUUCACGGAUCCUCAUCCCAUGACGAUGGCCCUGUCUGUACUGGUAACCAUCGAAAUGUUGAAUGCGAUGAACAGUUUAUCUGAGAAUCAGUCACUGAUCACUAUGCCGCCGUGGUCCAACUUGUGGCUCAUCGCCUCCAUGGCUCUUUCUUUCACACUCCACUUCGUCAUCCUCUACGUCGACGUCCUUUCGUCUGUAUUCCAAGUCACCCCGUUAACGGCCGAGGAGUGGUUGACCGUUAUGAAGUUCUCCAUUCCAGUGGUACUUCUCGACGAAACCCUGAAGUUCAUUGCCAGAAAGUUCACAGAUGUGGCACCGCCCGUGACGCCGCCGAAAUAAACCUCGGGAAUGCGAUAGGACGAAAAAUCGACACCAGUCCGGAACACAAAGAACAUCGUCAGAAUGGCACUUGAACACCACCCACCCAAGCAACAACCCGCAAGCUGACCGAUGGGAUCGAGCGGAAUUUAAAAAAAGAAAAAAUAAGAUAGAGAAAAACGAAAAAAAAUUACCACGUACAACAUAAAAGAACGCAGUCGCAUACGAUGCAGAGAGGAGGAGCAGAGAUAAAAAAUUGGGCGCGUUUCCCUUUAAGAAAGGGUUUACCCGUAAUUAUCGGUAGAACGAGUAUGGCGAGUUAUACUUUUUUUCGUUUAAGGUUUCGCGGACAUGGGUGUUGUUGAUUUUCAUUCGAGAAAUCGUAUCGCUCAAUUGUCUCGAUUUGAAAAAAAGACGUUUAGUUAAAACAUAGGCUGUGUUAUUCGAGCUGCAGGUGUCGUUGUUUGUUAUUUAAACUAGCAGGGCUAGCUCGCUCGCUAAAGAAGUAUACCUGAUACCCGUUAAAGAAUUUCGCUAUACUCGUUCCACCGAUUCUGCUCAAUAUAUAGUGACCUCGCCCUAGUAGAGGGCUGUUCAGGGAUUAAAGAGACAAAUCCACGGGGAGGGGAGGGGGGCUUAGGAGGUUAGGUCCAUCCAACGCGGUGCGUUCUUUCGCAUAGAUAAAAUAUUUGAAGCCAAGCUUCGAAAAGAGGGAGCGUUGUAAAAAAAAUAUAUAUAUAUAUAUAAAAAAAAACGAACGUCUGAUCGGAGCAGCUUGCCGCUUUCCCCGAAGCUUAGCCGUUUGGGAGGAUCGAACAGACGCGGCAAAAUUCCUCUGCCGGGCGCGAAUCAGAGAAAUCGUAAAAAAAAUAAAAGGUAUGAGAAUUCGUGUAGGAAGGGAAGACGGGAGAAGGAGCAAGCCGGAAAGGCGGGCGAGCAGGAAGAACUCGCGGGAUGGAGGAGGGGAAACAAGUCGAGGAGACGAUUUUUAGUAGGGAUCGAAGAAUUAUUGUAACGCGCGAGGACAAGUGAAACCCCCCGACCCUCCCGAAUUUACACCCCCCCCCCGAUUUCCCGGCUGAUCAUCGCGCCACGCACUGCCGCUGCUUUUCCGUUUCGUCUGCGAGAUUUCGGGAGCUCCAUCUUGUAAGUUUUUCGCGCGUUCCUCGUCUAGCGGACGGUACGCGUGUCCGCCAGUGCCGACGCAACGUCGGUGAACCAGACACUGGGGGAUCUAAGUGAUUUAAAACGAGAAACCAAGAACGACAAACUAAUUUUAGGGUUCUCCUGUUUUUAGAGCUGCGUACGAAGGGAACGUUGAUUCUAGUGGUUAUUAAUAUUCUUUAACGUUGAUAGAGUUUCUUCCGAUUGACACUUAUUUUAUUUUCCUUUCAAGCGAUUACCGAAAGUUACUGUGAAUGUCGUUGGUUUGUUAAUCGAACAGGGAACGUGUUAUUUAUUUUCUUCUUGCGAGUAAUUUCUUCAUUUCCCUCCCCCCCUCCAUCUUCCGUUCCUGCAAGCCAGCUCGUCGUCGGUCUCUGCCUUUCCUCCCCUGUCCCCCCUCGGAACUACUAUUCCCCUCAAGGAUCGAUCCUCGUUAUUGGAAUAACGAGUUUAAGAUAAUGGAGGAAAAUAAAAUCGAACAUAAUCCGUUUUAUCGGGAGAGGAAACGCGCGGGUCUGCUGACACCGAAACGAGGGCACCGGCGCGUGGCAGAAAUCGGAGAAGCGUUACCUCCCCUUCGUCGUUGGACCGAUUGGUGUUUCACGACGAAUAACGAAUCAAAUAAAAAAAUAUUUCUGAUCGGUGACGUAAAUUUCAACGGAUUCCUCCUGGGAGCCUUGGAACGCUGGCGAAACUUACGCCAUCUACAGAAGAAGAAAGGGGAUAAAAUCAAAAAACAAUCGUGGAAGUUGGCGAGAUUGAAAAAUACUGUAAAUACAAAAGAGAUCGCACGUUGUCGUGACGUUUAAACAGAAAUCGAUUAUUAUUAUUAUUAUAAUAUACAUAUAUUAACGGUUAAGAGACAUUAAAUAUAUAUAUAUAUACAUA
Molecule: messenger RNA, 5040 nt
Organism: Ceratina calcarata
Lineage: Eukaryota; Metazoa; Arthropoda; Insecta; Hymenoptera; Apidae
Gene: SERCA
Product: ATPase sarcoplasmic/endoplasmic reticulum Ca2+ transporting SERCA
Exons: 11
Coding region: 1-3009 (1002 amino acids)
Biological process (GO): calcium ion transport
Cellular component (GO): membrane
Molecular function (GO): ATP binding; ATP hydrolysis activity; P-type calcium transporter activity
Source: RefSeq, a predicted model, not a curated record